Messenger RNA from Leptomonas pyrrhocoris, 3303 nucleotides. RefSeq names its product suppressive immunomodulating factor putative (TSIF). Gene Ontology annotation, molecular function: protein binding. The record is from RefSeq and is a predicted model, not a curated record. Lineage: Eukaryota; Euglenozoa; Kinetoplastea; Trypanosomatida; Trypanosomatidae. The transcript has a single exon. The coding region runs from base 463 to 3303 and encodes 946 amino acids.
GUUGUGCGAGCAAACACACCAACAGAAGCUCACGCUCAGGUCUCCGGCUCCAUGCGUGUGUUUUCCGAAACAAAGAAAACUGAUAAAUUCAGAGGUGCUAUAUAGGCCAGAGCUACCUGCGCACCGGCUUGCUCUGCAGAAACUUGUUCUUUUCCAACAACUCAAGUGCCCUUUUAUAUUACUGUUAUUAUUAUUUGCACCAUCGCUCUCUUUUUCACAGCCUACGUUACCACAUAGACAAGAAUUCUCCAUUUUCCCCCCACUUUGUCGCUGCCACACGAAUAGACAUUACCGCUGUAUAUAUGCGCUCAGCGGAGUUCCAAGUUACCGUACCCAUCCCACACACAAGUUUGCGAACAUUGUUGUGUCUCUUUUUUUCCUUUACAAUAAAUAGAGUUCUGAUCUCGUUGCAAGACGGGAUAGCACGUUACACCCACAGCUUGUUAGCCCUUUUUAGCACCAAUGAGCUCCUUGUUGCUGAAGGAGAUCGAAGCUAGCGAUCCGGACGACCAGACAAUCUUAGAGUUGUUUACGUCCUGCCGUGAACACGUGAUUCGCGUCUCCGCGACGCAUUUUCUGCCCCACCAGAUUGCGGUGACGACUAAAAAUGGGUUUAUCGAACUGGUCAACACGGCAAGCGGCGAGUUCCGCCUCUUCCUCACCUUCCUCGACCGUAUACCUCUCGACGCCUCCCUGCGGUGCUUUUCCCUCGUCCCCAGCCUCUACGCCGCCUCCACCACGAGGCACCAGCACCAUCUCCUCUUUUCGCUCGCGUACUCGAACGAACUUCUCCUCGGCAACGUAGAGACGAGCGCGGUGCGGACGCUGGCCACAUGCGUGAGUCGACCAAGCGUGGUGGAGUGCGACGGCGAUUACAUUGUCUGCGGUGAGGGAAACGGCCAGCUUUCGGUGUGGCGGGGUAGCGCAGAGGAGCGCGAGCGCGUUCGCGGAAGCGGGGCAGGCAACAUCUCGCUGCCGCCGCUGUUGUGGCAGCAAAAGUUGUUUGAUGACUCCGUUGUCUGCAUUGGGCUCCAUCGCGAUCAGCUGGUGUGCUGCUCGGCAGAUUACCGCUGCGUGGUGGCCUCCGUGGAGGGCGGCACCGUGCGCGCGACGUUGUCGUCGUUGGAUAUCGAUCGCGGUGUUGCCGCUUUUGCGCUGACUACGCCACCGCUGAUGGCAGGACACAAAGUGCUCGCGGUGUGCCUCACGUCGCGCAUCUCCGUGUUUGCCGUGCAGCCGUCGGACGGCGGCGAGGCGGGGAAGGCGGCGGCGGCCGGACCGUUAUCAGUGCUUUCUUCCCCAUCCGGGCGAUCUGAGCACUGGUCGUACCGUGGUGGUUGCCGGCUAAGCGAAGGAGAGGAGCUGACGUGUGCAUCGUGCCUGGGGGCGUACAUGGCAGCUGGCACGCGCUCUGGCCUGGUGCUGCUGUACGCCUGUGAUGCCGCUGCGCAGCAGGUAAAGGAGCUGGUGCGCUUCAACGUUGGCUACGGCGUGAAAGGGAUGCAGCUCUUCGCAGAUGACACGCUGCUCGUCGUGACAUCCGCGGGAGACGUCUGGCGCUGGCCGUUGGCCGACCUGCUGAGCACCGUAAAGCAGAACGCGGGUGGGUCGGUGAGGGACGCACGGAGCAGUGAAAAUGACGUGACCGAGGCGGAGGGAGAGGAGGAGGAGCCGGUGCCGUCGGUCGACGCACCACCGCAGCCUUCCGCAGCGCCGGGCCUCAAAACGGCGGCGCACCCCGCGCAGCUGAGCACGACUCUCUGCGAGGUGAGCCACACCCACGAAGGCGAAGCAGAGGAUCGAAACCUGUCGCUGCAGGAGAGCUCCUCCAUAACUCAGGAGACACCGUAUGAAAAAAAGACGGACACGGAGGCGGGCAGCGCCGCCGCUUCCGUGGAAGACAACACCGCUGUGACUCCCUCGAGGGACCGCAAUAAUGAGGCGGAGGGGGACAGCCUCACGUCGGUGCAUCUGUCGUCCCUGCAUCGCGAUGACGACACCGCCGACCUCAACGUAUCGGCAGACGACGACGACGACGACGUGCACGGGGAGCGGCAUGACGAGGACAGCCUCGGCACGGAUGGACAGCCCACGGAGCCGACGACGGCGCUGUGCCUCGACGCCGCACCGCUGGGACCAGCGCUUGCGAGACAAAAUUCGGAAGUCGCGGAGGGAAGAGGGGCAGUUAACCCCCAUUCGCAGGACAGACCGCCGGCUGUGCUGUACGACCCAGAGACUGUCGCAGACACUGACGGCACCACGACGGAUUCUAUGCAGCACGAGGCAGCGAUGGGGUCUGUGGAGGUGAGCCACUGCGACUCCGCCGGCGGCGUCUCGCCUCCCUCGUCGGCCGACACCACCGCCCACAUCGAAGCCACCGCACAUGGUGUCAGCGAGCAGACAAGCCCAUUACCAAAACUCCCCUCUUUAAGCAAACAGGAAAAAUACUCGAAUGCAUACGUGGGUGCGCACGGUGCCAGCAGCGACGACAUCAAAGGUCCCACAACGAACUCUUCAGUCGAGAAGGACCGGGUAGCGGAGGAGAGCAUGCGCGAGAGUACACCAGCACCUCCCAAAUCGAUAAAGAGCCCGAAAACUCGAGCUUCAGAAGAGGCGCGUGAGAUGGCGCAACUGGAGGCCGAGUUUGAUCAAGCAGUGGCGCGCAUGUUAGGACCCAAGACGUCUAUCGAAGGCCUUCGCCGUGGCCGUCGCAUGGACCCGCGCAAGGUGGCCGGUAUACUCCACAACUUGGCCAAACAGCACGCCGGUGCAUCCGCGGCGCACAGCACAACGUCCGCACUUGCAGGACUCAACAGCACGAAGCUGUUGGAGGAAAAACGCGCUGCCAUCGCUGCUGCGGCGUUUGACUUCGAUGCGUACCGACAGGCCCAUCGUCUCGAGGUUGACGCACUGCAGUACCAGCACCCAGUAAAGGCGCUGACGUACACCCUGCAAGAUCGCGUGUUCGGCGGUGUCGAGGCGGUUGCGCGCCUCCGGGGUGCAGAAGACAACGAUGGCGACGCUUCGGCGCCGCGGAAAGUGCCGUCAUCGUCGCUCUCGCAGGACGAGCUGCGUGAUGUCACCUACGGUCGAGUGAAGCGUGUCAUCGACGCGGAGAUUGUGGAGGAGCGACGACGUGGUGGGCCGGAACUUCGACAUCACCGCUGCGAGGAUUUGCUGUUCCCUUCGCCCGCCGCGGCGUCAACCGUGCUGUUUAAGGAAGAUGCGUUGCUUCCCAGCACUGCGUGGGAGGAGGUUCUUCUUUUGCCCAUGCCUCUGCCGCCUGCGUCUUCGGUGUUUUGA